Phanerochaete carnosa HHB-10118-sp is the source of this 1398-nucleotide messenger RNA. RefSeq lists its product as uncharacterized. The record is from RefSeq and is a predicted model, not a curated record. Gene Ontology annotation, molecular function: NADH dehydrogenase activity. Bases 1 to 1398 code for a protein of 465 amino acids. The transcript is spliced from 15 exons. Lineage: Eukaryota; Fungi; Basidiomycota; Agaricomycetes; Polyporales; Phanerochaetaceae.
AUGCUAUCCGUGCACCGAAGAGUCGUAAAUGGCGCACAGUUCAAGCCUCUAUCAGCGUCAUGGCGGAAUUUCAGCUCUAGUGCCCGUCGUGAGCAACAGCGUCUGGUCGUCCUCGGCUCUGGAUGGGGCGGGUACGAGAUCCUCCGCGGCAUCGACAAGAAACGCUGGAAUGUCAUCGUUGUAACUCCGUCUAAUUACUUCAACUUUACUCCGCUGCUUGCGAGCUGUGCAGUAGGAACGCUUGAGUUUCGUACCGCAGUCGAACCUGUUCGACGUUACACGCCAGAAGUGAAAACUUACCAAGCAUGGUGUGACAAAAUCGACUUUGAGCACAAAACUCUCAAAUGUAUGCCUGCCACGCCCCCGGUCCUGUCAAGCGAGGAUCAAACCGCAGCUCAGAACCACACAUUUGAGCUGCACUAUGAUGCACUUGUCAUCGCCGUCGGUGCUUACAGCCAGACGUUCGGCAUUCCGGGAGUGAAAGAGCACGCGCACUUCCUCAAGGAUAUCUCGGAUGCGCGGGCGAUCCGCAAUCGUGUUCUGGAAUGUAAAACAGGUUUCGAACAGGCGAACCAGCCAACACUCAGUGACAUUGAGCGCAGGAACCAACUCCACUUCUGCAUCGUCGGCGGUGGACCCACCGGUGUCGAGUUUGCAGCCGAACUACACGAUCUACUGAACACGGAUAUCAAGAAGCAUUACCCAACUCUCCACCGCCUCGCGAGGAUUACCUUAUUUGAUGUGGCGCCCAAUAUUCUGGGUAGUUUCGACGAGGGCUUACAGGACUUCGCAGUCCAGCGAUUUAAGCGUGAAGGUAUUCGCAUCCUGACUCAACACCAUGUUGAGAAGGUCGAAGAGGGCAAGCUCUUCGUCAAGGAAAAGGGAGAAGUUCCCUUCGGUCUACUUGUGUGGAGCACAGGUCUCGCGCCUAACCCCCUCAUUAAAUCGAUCAGCGAGGCAAAGAAGCAUGAAAAGACCCACAGCCUCAUCACAGAUGAGCACUGUCAAGUCCUCAUGGGCCCGGACGCUCAGCCAGAUCCCAGCAUCUUUGCUAUUGGUGAUUGCGCCAUGAUCGACGGGACACCUCUGCCCGCCACCGCCCAAGGUACGCCCCCAAAGUACCUCACGAAGAAGCUGAACAAGCUCGUCCGCGGCGUGGAGCACACAAAGCCGUUCGUAUUCAACGACAUGGGCAGCCUCGCGUACCUCGGCGACUGGCACGCCGUGUACGACCGCACGAAAGCCGACAGAGUCAAGACGAAGGAGGCAGGCCGCUUCGCGUGGCUCCUCUGGCGCUCCGCGUACUUCACGCGCACGCUCAGCAUCCGGAACAAGAUCCUCGUGCCCUUCUACUGGUUCAUGAACUGGCUUUUCGGACGGGAUUUGAGCCGGUUUUGA